UUUGUGAUUGUUGUUGUUGACGUUGUUUGUUUUUGUUGGCGUGUUGCGAGUGGAAAGAAUUCACACAAAAUUCAUUCAUAUUUAGGUAUUUUAUUAAGUUUUGGAAAUAAGUGCAUUCAGAAAAUACAAUAAUGUUAAAUAAAUUAAGAUUAUCAUUAAGGCUGUUUCAGUCAAUCAUCGCUUGUCGACAAUCAUACCCACAAAGUUACAGAAUACUUUCACAGUUUCGGAUAAUUCAAAGAAAAACUUUCAUGCUAUCAGCAUUAGCAUUUCUAUGGCCAGCAAAAAAAUUGAGUGAGCAAUCUGUAGAAAAGAAGGCCAACCAGAUUCAAAGUAUUGUUGAGACUUCUGAUAAUUUAUUUGACAAUGGUCAUUUUGAAGAAUGCUACCAGAUACUUAAAUCUUCCAGUGAAAAAGACAUAGAAAUUUAUUGGCGUAUAUGUCGUGUCAUGUAUAACAUGUCAAAAGAAGUUAAAUAUGAUGUGGAAUACCGGAAACUCCUUGUAAUGGAUGCUUAUAAAUUAAUUUCUGAACAUCUUCAAGAUAACUAUGAUCGUUAUGAAGUACACAAGUGGUAUGCUUUACUGUUAGAUGCAAAAAGCGCCUAUGAGGGCACCAAAGAAAGAAUAAAGCAAUUGGAAAAUGUACGCAAACACAUGGAUCUGGCUGUCACCUUAAAUCCAACUGAUGCGACCACAUUACACAUGCUGGGCGAAUGGUGUUUCCAAGUUACAGAACUACCUUGGCAUCAAAGAAAAAUUGCAGAAGUUUUAUUUGCAUCUCCUCCAUACUCAACAUAUGAGGAUGCUCUUGAGUACUUUAUGAGAGCAGAAACUGCUCAACCUAGAUUUUACAGUUUAAAUUUAUUGAGACUUGGGACAUGCUAUUUGAAACUUAAUAAAGAAGAUCAAGCAAAAUAUUAUUUAAAAUUAGCAGCAAGCUAUCCAGCGAAGUCUAAUGAUGACCAUCGUGCCAAUAAAGAAGCUAGUGAGCUGCUGAAAAAAAUAAAAUGACAGUUUUGCAGAUAAUUGUAAGGAGCCACGAUCCGUCAAGUGAAAAUGGGGAUAACCAUUUAACCAUUGUUUCGAUGAUAGCAGAAAGUCCUAGAAAACUGCUCCAGUGAAAUCUGCUUGCUUCCUAAAUAUAUUUAAGUUUCCAGUGUACAAUUUGAUGUAUUCCACUACUAUUAAUAGUAGGAUAUAAGUUAUAAUUUCAAUAAAUAGAAAACUUAAUUAAAAUGAACUCAAAUUAAACUUAAGCUAAAACUACUUAUAAAAAAGAAAUAAGAAAAGAUGAUUACAAACUACAAUUUAAUUCACAAAUUGUACAGACCUUGCAUAGAUCAACAUGCGGGAGUGUGCCCAGAAGGCUGGCAGAACUGCCAUUUUGAAUAAUAAUAAAUAAUAUUAAGAAGAGUAUUUUUACAUUUCGAAAAUAGGCAGUUUUAUGAUUAUGCAUUUCUGAAAAGUUAGGCCACUUUUUAUACAAUGAUUUACCUAUUUUACCUGCUAUUCUAAUGUUGUAUCUCUAUCAAUCGGUCAGAUCGAUUUAGUCAUGUGAGAAAAUUUUUGUUUAUAUGCCUUUAACUACCAAUAAGCUAAAUUGCUGCCAUCCACGAAAAUAAAUUUGACCCACCGUAAUGUUUAAUUAAGACACCACUUAGGAUAACAAAAUUUAAGACACUGCUUAAGUCUUAAUCAAUGUUUUAGUUAAGACGUUCUUAAUAGGCUAAUUAGGAAAUGUUUAUGAAUAAGGCUGUAAGUCUCUAUGUUAAUUUUAAUGAAAUAUAUUUUUAAAGUUUA
Amyelois transitella is the source of this 1802-nucleotide messenger RNA. Its product is annotated as regulator of microtubule dynamics protein 1-like. Bases 132 to 1013 code for a protein of 293 amino acids. Gene Ontology annotation, cellular component: cytoplasm; spindle microtubule; mitotic spindle pole. The transcript has 4 exons. Gene Ontology annotation, molecular function: microtubule binding. The record is from RefSeq and is a predicted model, not a curated record. Lineage: Eukaryota; Metazoa; Arthropoda; Insecta; Lepidoptera; Pyralidae.